Sungouiella intermedia is the source of this 1419-nucleotide messenger RNA. Lineage: Eukaryota; Fungi; Ascomycota; Pichiomycetes; Serinales; Metschnikowiaceae. The record is from the annotation of a GenBank genome assembly.
AUGGACUGGCAUAACCUUAGAGCAAAACAUUCGUCUGUUUCAGGCAUCCUGUCAUAUAACAACUAUCAAGGAUUGUAUCCACAAACGUCGCCUCAGACACAGCGGUUUCCCUACAAUGCCUAUCCUCUGGACAAGCAGGAGAAUUACCCCAACCAGACAGACAACCGGAGCUCGUACUAUGCGUCACAGUAUCCACUUUAUGGAGCGGAUUGGGUGACUCUGGGUAACAGCGACUGGGUGGCCCUCAGUUCGUUCCGGGAAGGAUUUCAGAAUCGAAUUCUGGUUGUUCACGGCCAGAGCUUUCGGCGUCGAGAAGACGACGAAAACACCGACAUACCGAGUCAGGAUAGGCCCAAUUCAGUGGAGUCUCCCGUUUCAGCGCAAAGCAGCAACAGCUCUGAUGAGUUGAGCACGCCGAAGGAGUCGCUGCCGGCAUUCUCUCGAGAGUUCGACUUCCACAAAGUGGCCGAAAUUACCGUCGACUACCCGGUUACGAAUUUGCAGUGGGAUCCACAGAUUCUUAAUGGAGGCCCCGGGGAGCGGUUGGCGGCAUCGUCUGAGGUGUUGCGCUUAUAUAAAGUGGAAUAUUCGCCCGAACCGACCAUCGUUCAAACACAUCUUUUGGCCAACAAUUCCACAGCCAACAGUACACUGGAUUCACGCGACAUCAAUACAUUCCCACCAGUGACUUCUUUUGAUUGGAAUACUACGGACUCCAGCAUUCUAAUCACGCUGUCAGUAGACACUACAUGUACGGUGUGGGACUUGAACCGGAGUCAUUCUUUGGGCAGAGACAAGGAGAAUACGGCACAGGUCAAGACGCAAUUGAUUGCCCAUGACUCAGAGGUGUUUGACGUCAAGUUUAUCCACCAGUCCACCAACGUGUUUGCUAGUGUUAGCAAUGACGGAAGCAUGCGAGUGUUUGACUUGAGAUCAUUAGAACAUUCUACCAUCAUCUACGAGCCUACGCUGCCUGCGGUACCUAUUCCAGGAGUGGCGCCAGCGCACUAUAAUCUGCAAGCGUUGUUGAAGCUUCUGACGUCGAACAUUGACCAGAACUACUUGUCCACAAUUGGAGUCAAUCUGAAUCAGGUGCUCAUUAUCGACAUGCGCAUGCCUGGAAUGCCCGUAAUGACACUUGAUGGGCUGUUUGGCGGCAUGUCUAGUGCAGCCAUCAACCACAUUGAAUGGCACCCCAACUCCAACAAUCUUCUUACUGGAGGAGACGAUUGCCAGGCGUUAGUUUGGGACUGUAGUGGGCGCAAGACCCGUGGUGGCGAGGUUGCCUGUGUUGUUGAUACUCCAGUGUUGGCAUACCUGGAAGAUUUAGAGGUCAACCAUGUUUGCUGGCGGCGCAAUGCUGGCGAUUGGAUGGGGGUGGUGAGUGGAAAAGGGUUCCAAGCCGUUCAGAAUAGUUAG